AUGGACUGUAAGUUGGAAUUGACAAAAUUGUUUGAGUGCUGGAGGAUAUUUUAGUGAAUAAUUUAUAUAUAUUUAGGAAUGAUAUUAUACUCAGAAUUUGGUUAGAAGAUAGGAUUUUGGAAAUAAUUAAAUAAUAAUUAUUGCAGGUUAAUUAAUCUUUAAUAGAAUAAUUAGUAAUGCCGCUGUAUAUGAUAUUGGGGAGUACUGUAAUGACCUAAAAAUAGGAAGGUAGAAGCAUUUCUAUUAAAAUUAAACGAUGUAUUUUUUCAAAUGAUAUUAGUAGUGGUGGGAGAUAUGGAUAUUGUAUAUUCCAGAAAAAGAUUGGGAAAUAGAGAUAAAUAGAGGAAAACUUUUGUUAUAGAGCUUAAAUUAUUACUAAAGGCUUAAAGUACAAUUUUUUUAAUGAAUUGACGUCUGAAACAUUUUA
Molecule: messenger RNA, 427 nt
Organism: Paramecium sonneborni
Lineage: Eukaryota; Ciliophora; Oligohymenophorea; Peniculida; Parameciidae
Source: the annotation of a GenBank genome assembly